Aspergillus thermomutatus is the source of this 2079-nucleotide messenger RNA. RefSeq names its product fungal specific transcription factor domain-containing protein. The transcript has 2 exons. Bases 1 to 2079 code for a protein of 692 amino acids. Lineage: Eukaryota; Fungi; Ascomycota; Eurotiomycetes; Eurotiales; Aspergillaceae. The record is from RefSeq and is a predicted model, not a curated record. Gene Ontology annotation, molecular function: DNA binding; zinc ion binding. Gene Ontology annotation, biological process: DNA-templated transcription.
AUGCACUCGUCGCAAGAUCAAAUGCGACAAGGUAUUGCCAUGAAUACACAUUGUGCUCGGCCGCGCGAUUCCACGACACUCAACCACCGGGGCCCUCUACUACGCGAUGGCGAUAUCCACUCCCCCGAUAUCGUUGACCUUGAUGUUGUUUCAAGACUCCAGGCCCGGGUACGUGAGCUAGAAGCGACAUUGCAACAAAUCGCUUCCAGUAAGCAGCCUGUCACAUCACCAGUCCUGCAAAAUGAAAGAACAGACAAUGGAGUUGUUGUCACACCAUCCGUUGCGUCCACAGAAGAAUGCAUCGAAAACGAUAUAUCCGGACCUGAGCGACUAGAGAUCGAAGACGCAGCAACAAUUCUAGAGUUUCUUGCCUGGGGUCGUCGUAAGAACCCUGAUUACCGGGAUGUCGUUGCCCGCAAAGACGCCCUUGAGCAUCAAUCUCCCGGCGAUGUAGCAGCUGAAGAUGUUUGGGACGAUCGAAGCCCAGGGGGAACGUCUCCCUGUGCAUAUCUCCAGAUACUGCUGCCGAGGAGACAGCAGGCAACCCGUCUGGUGCUCUGGUACCACGGGUCCUUUCAUUCCAUAAGUUUCCGCAACCAUCUUGAUGAUUUUUACACUACGGUCAACGGCCAGAUAAACCACCCCUCGGUUGAUCUGCAAUGGAUCGCCCUGCUAUUCGCCAUCUUGACCGGUGCUCUAGCCUGCGCACCGCGAGCCACCGCGCAGGCGUGGGGAUUCCCAGAAUGGGAACAAGAAAGAUUGUCCAAGCGAUGGUUCAAAGCCGUCACCACCUGUCUGCAUCAGGCAGACUUCACUGCGUGUCAUUCCAUCUACUCCGUCGAGGCUAUCGCCACACUGACCCUUGCGGCUCACUUGCUCGGCUUCUCCAACACCCAGUCUGUUCUGUUGGCAUCAGCAACGAGAAUAGCGCAGAGUCUGGGCCUGCACAGGCUGGGGUCCGAAACAGAUGAAUCAUCGCCGGGUCUGGUGGACCGGGAGAUAGGACGUCGUGUGUGGUGUCAGCUCUGCAUUCAAGACUGGUUCUCCAUCCCGUUCUCCGAGAGCUAUCUGAUCAAUGGGUCCUGCAUCGACACGGCCAAACCGCGGAACUGCCGCGACGAUGACAUGCGCACCCUGUCAGACGAUGAACCCUCCAACACCAGCUACUCGCGGUUCUUCUUUGAAAUCGCUGCGCUUAUGCCGCGGCUGCAGGAUGAAAUGACCACGGCUAACACCCUCUACACCCGCUACCAGCGGGUCCUGGAGUACGACCGUCAGCUGCGUAUCUUGGCCACUCGACGACUCCCCUACUACCUUCAGAACGUGCCACUGGAGCCGUCAUGGCCGCAGUUUGUCCCAUGGGCCCGGCACAGUCUCGCCAUCAGCUCCUCCCACAAGAUUAUCAUGAUCCAUCGUAAAUUCUUGGAGCUCAGUUUCACGAAUCCCGUCUUCGCGCGGACGCGACGGACCUGCGUUGCGGCAGCCAGAACGAUCAUCAAGGAGCAGAAGGACGCGAUUCAUGACGGGGGACCUGUUCUGUGGAUUCACCAAGCGUUCAGUGUGACGGCUAGUGUAGGUUCUCUCCUUGCAGCUCAUGACAUCACUGAUGCAGUUCAGAUCAUCCUCUGCCUUGACCUCUUCCGCCGCACCAUCACCGACCCGGAGACCAACCAGCAUCGACAGCUCGUCCAGGACGGUCUCAAGAUACUUUCGCGCUGCGAUUCCAACAUGAUCGCCAGACGGGGCGUGCAUCUCCUCGAGGCUCUGCUGGCUCGGAAGCGUGCACGAUCGCAGGAUGCCUUGCCGGGAAUAAGAACAACAGAAAGCGCGUCCGAGCCGAGCCGGAUUGUGGGUUUGGAUCUGGUCGGUAUCAUCCGCAGCUUCUGCGAGCAGGAUCGGCUUCAGAUGACUGAUCGACAGUCCGAGCCGACUCGAGACUGGCCGCCGAUGGAUUUCCGUGGAGCGAAUAGAGAUAAUGGACAAUCUCCCUCGCUAGAGCCUCUGUCAGUGUCACUUGGCUUGGAAUGUGCGGAGGGACUAGAAGAUAUCUUCUCCUUGGCUGCUAGUUAUGUUACUUAA